Messenger RNA from Sphaeroforma arctica JP610, 471 nucleotides. RefSeq lists its product as hypothetical. Bases 1 to 360 code for a protein of 119 amino acids. The record is from RefSeq and is a predicted model, not a curated record. NCBI's taxonomy places the organism in Eukaryota, Ichthyosporea, Ichthyophonida. The transcript is spliced from 2 exons.
AUGGCAUUUCUCCCUUACAUAUCCAUACCUACCUACGCCCAGGCCCCUGCGCCCGAGCAAUGGAUGUCACUAGUGGAGGCGCACGGUCACGGCACACGCAAACGCGUGCCACAGUCAGUCACCACACAACUGCAUGAGCUGAUUAUGAUGGGCAUGCGCACACGAGAGGGCAUCCAGGACUCACCCACAUGGCGACAGCUGACGAACGGGCAAUCGCCGUACGACCACUUUAACGCACGUGCCAGUGUGCAGCGCAUGCAAGCGGCAGGGCUGGUUGUGUGUGAUCUGCAUCGGGCGACCAUACGCCCAACCGCUGCGGGGGUGGCUGUUGCUGACUCUAUUCUGUCUGAGAUGUUGUAGGGCAAGGCAAUGGACAGGAGUGCUUGGUUGAAAAUGGGGAAGGAAAGGGUGGGUGUGGACAGUUUGGAACACAUUGCAGCACGAGCGUGUAUGGUCGUGUAGACUGGGAAG